UUCAUCAGAACAAACAGAGAGUGAUUUCACUUUCCCCCGUCGGUUAGUUUAGCAACUCAAAAUCUCUAGCUAUGAAAAUUGUAUCUGUUUGACAAAAGAAAAAUAACUAAAAACACCAGCAGAAGUACACUAGUUCACAGGUUUAACCCAGACCCAACCACAAAAGUACACACAGAGCGAAUCUAGCUGGGAUUAUCCGAGCACACACUCCAAAUGGGCGCCCAGUUGGCCGGCGAAAAGCGCGCCGAGGGGGGCGGCGCAGGACCAGAAACAGGACCACACCCACCGCAAAAGAGGGAUUCCACGACCAAGGGGACGGAAAAGUCGGAGCACGCGGAGAACGCGUUGCCGGGGCAGCCGCAGCAGGAACCGGAUGGACCACCGAUCCCCAAACAGGCGUAUCCACAACCGAUGCACGUUUCCAGACGCCUCACAAGAUCGCGCAGCGUCACCACAGAUAUCCAACGAAUGCCAACGGAGGCCAUUUACGCGGAAUUCGAUCGCCUGAUUCAGCAGGUGGAGAACCAUCUGGGGCCGUUGGCGAUGGAGGCACCGUGCUUGGAUGUGGCCGCCCGGCUGCAGAGCUGCCUCCAGGCGCACCGCCAGCGGUCGUGCAACUGCUUUGCGGCGAUGGAGGAGUACCGCCACUGCGUGGUGCGGGCCACACAGAAUCGCGUGGACGACUUGGCGGACAUGGAGCCGCCAAUGUUGCCGGUGGUGCCGCCCCAGGUGAUGCCGCCACCCGCUGUGCCGCCGCCAAAUGCGCGUGGCAACCGCAGGUGGUGGAAGUUUUGGACCUGGUUCCGCUAACGGGAUGCAGUUGUCCGAACGAAGCGUUGUCCGUUUCCACGCAGAAAAACACGAUGAUAGAGAAACGGCUUUAUUAAUUAAAAAUUAUAGGACUUGAAUCCAUUUUGCUAGUUUCCCCGGCUGCAGAUGUGACCAACAAGGAUGUCUACUUCAAGUGAAUUUUGACACAGGGACUGCUCGGAAAUUGAACGCGGCAGCGUUUCGUUCAGGUGUAAAUACAUAUUUAA
Drosophila sechellia is the source of this 1037-nucleotide messenger RNA. RefSeq lists its product as uncharacterized. The transcript has 2 exons. The coding region runs from base 214 to 810 and encodes 198 amino acids. The record is from RefSeq and is a predicted model, not a curated record. Lineage: Eukaryota; Metazoa; Arthropoda; Insecta; Diptera; Drosophilidae.